This is a messenger RNA of Heterocephalus glaber (naked mole-rat), 942 nucleotides long. It is a transcript of the gene Tomm5, whose product is annotated as translocase of outer mitochondrial membrane 5. The record is from RefSeq and is a predicted model, not a curated record. NCBI's taxonomy places the organism in Eukaryota, Metazoa, Chordata, Mammalia, Rodentia, Bathyergidae. Gene Ontology annotation, cellular component: mitochondrial outer membrane translocase complex.
ACAGGAAGUGGGGUUAGGCGCGGUUCCUGGUAUGAAUCGGACCCCCUGAAGAUCCGAGAGCAAAGCGCAGUGGCUGGAAGGUGUUACUGCGGAGCAGAGAUGUUCCGGAUCGAGGGCCUCGCGCCGAAGCUGGACCCCGAGGAGAUGAAACGGAAGAUGCGCGAGGAUGUGAUUUCCUCUGUACGGAACUUCCUCAUCUACGUGGCCCUGCUACGAGUCACUCCAUUUAUCUUGAAGAAAUUGGACAGUAUAUGAAGAUUGGACAUCAUCUGUGAACAUAUGAUAAAAGAACCUGGUUACAGUUUCUUCUGCCUGCAAAUGAAUAGGCUCAGAAAGGUGUAAGAGACUCUGAUUGAAUGGACAUAAAAAUUCUACUUGAUAAGAGCUAGUUGGGGGCCGGGGAUUUAGCUCAGUGGUUUUGUCGCCUGCUGCGCAAGUGCAAGGACCCAAGUUCGAUCCCCGGUACCCAAAAAAUAAAAAAAUAAAAAAAGAGCUAGUUGGACUCUGGUAACUGAUCCUCAUAGCUAAAAUAUAAAACUAUUGGGAAGGGCCGGGGAUUUAGCUCAGUGGUUCCACCGCCUGCCUCGCAAGCGAAAGGUCCCAAGUUCGAUCCCCGGUACCAAAAAAAAAAAAAAACUAUUAGGAAGUAUGAAAAGAUGUCUUGUGGUCAAAGUGUGUCCUUAUGCUGGUGAUAAUUCAGUCUCUGUGAACAUUGAUGUAAAUAAUGUCAAACUCAAUUUUAGCAAGUAUCGUAAGAGGAUUAUCUCUGAAAUGUCACUGUCUUGUCAGUCAUUUCUGUUUACAUUUUUACUUCUGUCCAGAGUAUAUUUGUGAUGAAUCCCUUGCAAAUAGCUGUGUUUAAUGGGAGUCGGCACAAAACCACAAUGGUAUUUAAGUGCAAGACUAUUUGUCUAUAUUUUUAAUAAAAUACCAGAAAGUUUU